AUGCUAUCAGAUGACCGUGGGCCAUCAUCGUUGAGCGGACUACCCCUCGAGCUCCUCCAUGCAGAACUACAGAGACGACAAGAUGCGCCCGCGAAGCCGGCGUGCGGCACAGUGGGAAGACGAGGUGCCUACAACACCGGCAUCCAUGUCUUUGCCCUCUUCCUUAUUCUGGCAUUGAGCACUCUCGCAUGCUCCUUUCCCAUUAUCGCCCGUCGCUUUCCCAAACUCCCUAUCCCACAUCGCUUCCUCUUCCUCUCCCGGCACUUCGGCACAGGCGUCCUCAUUGCGACGGCCUUCAUCCACCUGCUCCCUACGGCAUUUAUAUCCAUGACCGAUCCUUGUCUGCCAGACUUUUGGACAGAGACGUACCCGCAGAUGCCCGGGUUGAUUGCCAUGUUGUCCGUGUUCAUGGUGGUGGGGAUAGAGAUGUUCUUUGCAAGCAAAGGAGCAGGACACAGUCACGCGAAUGAAUGGGAGAGAGUACCGGAGGAACAUUCCUCGGGAGAAGGAAGAUCGUCGGUCUAUGGCAAUGGACAUGUUCCCUCGGACCACUUGCAAGUGCCAACGACGCCAUACACAGAUACAUCCCCAAAACCUCGAGACUCGGCAUCGAGCGACUCAGAUCUGGAGCUGGACGACCUCGAUCCAGUUGCGGACGAGUCUGCGACAUUGAGCAACCCUCACCGACGCAAAAUCUCCGAACAUGAAAAUAACUUGCAUCAUCUCACUACCAAAGAUGACGAGAACCCCCAGCGACUCUUCCUCCAAUGCUUGCUCCUCGAAGCGGGAAUUCUAUUUCACAGUAUUUUCAUUGGCAUGGCCGUCUCCGUCGCGCAGGGCACGCAAUUUGCCGUCCUGCUCAUCGCAAUUUGCUUCCACCAGACCUUUGAAGGAUUUGCCCUAGGAUCGCGCAUUGCGGCACUCAUACCAACCUUGUUCGAUGCUUCUUCGCCCAAACCCUGGCUCAUGGCACUCGCGUAUGGCGCGACAACACCCAUUGGUCAGGCUAUGGGAAUCGUCUUGCACUCGCUAUAUGACCCCGCGAGUAAGGUGGGACUGUUGAUGGUCGGUAUCACAAAUGCGAUUUCCAGUGGACUUUUACUUUUCGCGGGCUUAGUGCAGCUGAUUGCGGAGGAUUUCUUGAGUGAAAAGAGCUACGAGGCUCUGAAAGGCAGACGCAGAAUCGAAGCAUGUCUCGCCGUGGGCCUAGGAGGUCUCUUGAUGGCGGUAGUGGGAGCUUUUGCUUGA
Messenger RNA from Fonsecaea pedrosoi CBS 271.37, 1248 nucleotides. RefSeq lists its product as uncharacterized. Gene Ontology annotation, biological process: zinc ion transmembrane transport. Gene Ontology annotation, cellular component: plasma membrane. The transcript has 2 exons. Gene Ontology annotation, molecular function: zinc ion transmembrane transporter activity. The record is from RefSeq and is a predicted model, not a curated record. Lineage: Eukaryota; Fungi; Ascomycota; Eurotiomycetes; Chaetothyriales; Herpotrichiellaceae. Bases 1 to 1248 code for a protein of 415 amino acids.